Acanthosepion pharaonis is the source of this 819-nucleotide messenger RNA. Lineage: Eukaryota; Metazoa; Mollusca; Cephalopoda; Sepiida; Sepiidae. The record is from the annotation of a GenBank genome assembly.
AUGGGAGGAAAAUCCAGCAAACAGAAGCGGAAAGAAAGUGACAAAGAGGACACCGGAAAAGAUAAAAAGGAAGAGACUCCGGCUGAAGCAGCUCCAGCUGAAGCUAAAGACGCCGAAGCUAAAGAUUCUGAAACUAAAGAUGCUGAUUCGGAAAAGCCGUCAGAAGAUGCAAAAGAGGAUGCUACGACAGAAGCUCCGAAAAAAGAGGAAGCAAAACAAGAUGCUCCAAGUGAGGCCCCCGUCCAGGAAGAGGUUCAAGCCAAAGUGGAAGAACCUGUAGAAUCGGCUACAAAAGCUGAACCAGAGCCGAAGCAGGAACCAGCAAAAGAGCCAGCCCCUGCUGCCCCAGAACCGGAACCAGAACCGGCCAAGGAACCGGAACCAGCACUGGAAGAGGAAAUCAUCGAAGAGCCGGCUGCUCUCCCAGAACCAGAACCUCUACCAGAAGCCGUUGUGGAGGAGGACAAAAUUGAGGAAGUACCCAUGCCCGAGGCUGUUGUAGAGGACACUAACCCUGCUGAAGUCAAUGAAGAAACAACAGCAGCAACAGAAGAAACUGAUGAUGAGAAGGUGGCUGUAGAAAUCCGGUGGAGCGAAGAAGGGGACAAUGUGCUUUUGGCUGGAUCUUUCAACAACUGGUCAGAAAAUGUGGCGCUUACAAAAACAGAAGAAGUUUACCUUUUGAAUCUUGAUUUGGAAGUUGGGGAAUAUCUGUACAGAUUUUUGGUUGAUGAUGUCUGGAAAAUCAAGAAAAAUGAGCCUGUUAAAAUGAAUGACAAUGGUGACGAAUGCAACGUGUUGAUAGUUCAAAAAGCCUGA